Messenger RNA from Babesia microti strain RI, 489 nucleotides. RefSeq names its product Ubiquitin-conjugating enzyme. Bases 1 to 489 code for a protein of 162 amino acids. Gene Ontology annotation, molecular function: ubiquitin conjugating enzyme activity. Lineage: Eukaryota; Apicomplexa; Aconoidasida; Piroplasmida; Babesiidae. The transcript has 3 exons. Gene Ontology annotation, biological process: proteasome-mediated ubiquitin-dependent protein catabolic process; DNA repair; protein polyubiquitination. The record is from RefSeq and is a predicted model, not a curated record.
AUGUCUACAUUUGCUAGGAGAAGAAUAGUACAAGAUUUAGCCAGGGUCAUGAAGGAACCCCCGCAUGGUAUCAUAGCCACCCCUUUUUCCGAUAAUAUCAUGAUUUGCCAUGCUGUAAUUAGUGGACCGAUUGAUACAUACUGGGAGGCUGGCAAUUUUCAACUUAUAAUCAAAUUCACGGAACAAUACCCAACGGAGCCUCCAGUAAUACAAUUUUUAUCCAAAAUGUUUCACCCCAAUAUAUACCCUGAUGGUAAUAUAUGCCUAGAUAUUUUACAAAAAAAAUGGAGUGCUAUGUUUGACGUGGCAUCGGCACUUACGUCAAUUCAAUCGUUAUUGGCGGACCCUAACCCGGAGUCCCCCGCUAAUACUGAGGCGGCAAGGUUUUUUAAGGAAAAUUUGGCAUAUUACAAUAAACUAGUUCUUCAAUGCGUGGAAGACAGUUGGUGCGUUAGCAAUCUUAAAAUUGGCCCCAAAUGGUUCCGAUGA